AUGAACCUGGCGAUCGCGACAAGUUUUUCUGUGAGUCCUCUGGGACAACGGCCGACGCACUGCCCAUAUAACCCUUACCCAUUCCACUUAGAUCAUGGCAAAGCAAGGGAAUUCGUCGGGCUACACGACCAAGUAAAGGCUAGCACAGGUCUUCUUGAUUCUCUCGAAUCUUUCCUCGCCACAUUCCAGAAGGACUUGUCUUUGGUAUCAGGACAAAUUUCGGAACUUCAGGAUCGCAGCAAAGAUAUCGACAAUAGAUUGAGGAGCCGGCGCAAAAUCGAGAAACCACUCUCCGGACUACUCUCCGAGCUUGUCAUCCCACCUCCUCUGGCUAAUACAUUGUUGAGCACGGAUGUAGGCGAGCCUUGGAUACCUGCUAUCCAGAACUUUGAGACGCGACUAGAGUCUUUGAAGGCUCGUUCGCGUGUCAAGGCUGCACGGGAUCUCGCAGAUGUAGCCGAAGGAUUGCGCAUCGUGGUAGCCACAAAACUGAGGGCAUUCUUCCUCGCAAUAUUUCAGCCUAUACGGGAAAGUGCGACUACGAACAUGCAAGUUAUGCAAGCGUCCGUCUUGAUGAAAUAUCGCCCACUCUUCGCUUUUCUGCAGAGGCAAGCGCCUCCUGUUGCACAAGAAGUCCAGAGAUCAUAUGCAGGUGCUGUGCGCACUUACUAUGAAACCGGUUUUAGGCGAUACAUUCGUAGUCUUGGAUGGAUCAAGAGCAGGUCACCGCAAACAGUGGAAACUAUUAUCCCGGCAAGCGGCGAAAAGGGAGAUGCGGAUUUCGGUCCUAGUCGUCUCAUGCAUGCAAAAUUGGACGGCCCGGGUGUGAUCCUAGCGUUCAUGGGAGACAACAAGUCAUAUAAAGAAUCCACUGAGGCUAUAUACAGGUCCUUGAUGAUGGUGUUGAUGGACAACGCCACAGCGGAAUACUCGUUUGUUAUGCAGUUUUUCCGGCCGGAGCCAUUCGCGAGGCCGACACUCAAGCUGACUGCUUUUUCUCCUGGGGAGAGCAGCAUGCUUCUAUCACCUGACAGAGGUGGUGCUGACGACCGAAAGUCGGUCCUAGAAUCCGAGCUGGCUACUCCAAUUGCUAGAACGUUCAGUCACGCCAGGGGUGAAUCUGAUGCUGCGCAGUCGGCACCUUUGUCCAAGACAGAACAAGCAUCACUUGACGCCCUGUGGAAACAAAUUGUUGAACCGAUUUUAGACUACUCGAAGACUUUUAUCUCGUCAUUGCUGGAACCCAGCCCAUCUCUGAUACCCAUUUUGACCAUGGCACGGCUCAGUGAGGUAAUCAUUGCCGAAGUCCAGAGACGCGGCUGUGCGCCUCUUGAGACAUUCAUGUUCACGAUCCGUUUGCAAAUAUGGCCUAUCUUUCAAAAAGUCAUGUCAGAGCAGGUUGAGGCGCUGAGAAAGCUAGCUGAGGGUUCUUCCACAAGCUACUUCAGUCGAGCUGCUACAACAACAGAUGAAUCUAUCUCUGCAAUAUGUACACGAUACGCGGCCAUUUUCGUUGCCUUUGUCACUUUAACAGAGCAAGAGGAGGAAACCAUGACUUUUUCGAAUCUACUCCGCCUUAGGCAGGAGUUAACGAAGCUAAUCAUUAAGCAUACCGACAGCAUCAGUGAUCCCGGUGCCAAAGCCACCAAGCAAUCUUCCUUGUACGAAGUCCUUCUACAGGCACUAAUGCGUAAUCCUCAGUUGAGUGUGCAUCCUAAAUCUCAACAAGAAAGCGCGUAUUGGGCCGAAAAAGAAGAGGAGGCUCGGAGGAGAAUAGUAUCUGUAAACCAAGGGAAAAGGUCCGGUAGACGAUAA
Messenger RNA from Coniophora puteana RWD-64-598 SS2, 1815 nucleotides. Its product is annotated as Vps52-domain-containing protein. The record is from RefSeq and is a predicted model, not a curated record. Gene Ontology annotation, cellular component: GARP complex. The transcript has 10 exons. Bases 1 to 1815 code for a protein of 604 amino acids. Gene Ontology annotation, molecular function: syntaxin binding. Gene Ontology annotation, biological process: Golgi to vacuole transport; retrograde transport, endosome to Golgi; endocytic recycling. Lineage: Eukaryota; Fungi; Basidiomycota; Agaricomycetes; Boletales; Coniophoraceae.